Mytilinidion resinicola is the source of this 750-nucleotide messenger RNA. RefSeq lists its product as uncharacterized. The record is from RefSeq and is a predicted model, not a curated record. The coding region runs from base 1 to 750 and encodes 249 amino acids. NCBI's taxonomy places the organism in Eukaryota, Fungi, Ascomycota, Dothideomycetes, Mytilinidiales, Mytilinidiaceae. The transcript has 2 exons.
AUGUCCUACAGCCACCUCAAUGAGCAAGCGGCGCAGUUCGCCAUCCGAGCGACAAAACAGCAAACCGCAUGGGAAACCCAGACACAUCUACAAGGAAUGCAACACGUGGGAUUGCUGGAAGGCUUUGAGGCCAUAUUGUACUUCGAUUCACCAACACAGCUGGUUGAGCAGUUGGGUUCAACCGCCGAUCAAUACCUGCAAUAUGUCCACAAUGUAUUUGUUGACGGAUGGGAGGAGCUUUUAAGUCAAGAUGGCAAGCGUCGAGCGUUCUACUCCAUCCUUCUCCGCCUCUCGAACCUUAAAAACGUCUUCUUCAUCGCCUACACACCCCCGGCUCAAGAGUACCUCGAUUCUCUCCUCCUGCUGAGGAACCCAUCUCCCAAGGAACACCUAGCCUUCUUCACCGGCUACAACCGAACUCGAGCCUCAGCAUUGGGCCGCGAUAUCGAGAGGUCCUACAGAAACAGUCUCAGCGGUCCCGCUGGCCACAGUGUGGAGCCCUUUUGGAAGUAUCGUCUGGCCGUCGACUGGCUUCCGCAAAGCAGUCGCCGACCCCUCACCGAUUGGCACAACCUGUGGACGACCCAGCACACCCCCAGACUCACGCAGCUGGUCAAGCGCUGUGUGAGUGAAGUUGAGUUUCGCUGGAUCCAGAACAUUCGUCUUCUGCAAGGGCUUCCUGCUGACCUAGUGCUCAUACAUUGGAUGUGGACGGAGGAGUGGGCGACUUUGGGACGUCCUGAAGAGUAG